AUAACUGCUGAAAUUUUUGUGUAAUUGAAGGUCAUCUUUACUGGAGGCCGCACUCAACCUGGCACCAUAAAGCCUGAUGAAGGAGAUAGACAUUCUUAUUCUGUUAUAGAUUGUGAGGCGACACGGGAAGCUAUAUUGCCUUCUGUUCUUUAUAUACAAAAAAUCUUACGGCGCCGACCUUUUCUAAUUAAAAACUUAGAAAAUGUUAUGCGAAGAUUUUUACAGUGUUUGGAACUAUUUGAGGAGAAUGAAAGGAAGAAGCUUGCAAUUUUCACUGCCCUUACAUUUUCUCAAAAGCUAUCAGGUCUUCCUCCUGAGACUGUCUUCCAGCCUUUGCUUAAGGAUAAUCUUGUUGCCAAGGGACUAGUUCUUUCAUUCAUUACUGACUUCUUUAAGGAGUAUCUGAAGGACAGUAACAUAGAUGAUCUUAUAGCACUUUUGAAGAAGGGAAAGAUGGAGGAUAAUAUACUUGAAUUCUUCCCAACUGCAAAACGCAAUGCUGAAGGUUUCUCUGAGCAUUUUACGAAAGAAGGACUGUCUUCUCUUGUUGAAUACAAUCAAAAAAAAAUUUUUGAUGUCAAGCUAAAGGAGAUGAAGUCAGCAUUGAAAACACAAAUUGAAGAGGAGACUGAUAUUUCUGAAGUUAUAGAGGCCAUGAAGCUGCAAGUUAGGGAUUCUAAUAUGCCUGAUAUUGAGGUUGUCCGCUUGCUGUGGGAUGUACUAAUGGAUGCAGUUCAGUGGUCUGGAAAGAACCAGCAACAGAAUGCUAAUGCGGCACUACGUCAGGUUAAAACGUGGGCUGAACUUUUAAAUGCUUUUUGUACAAGUGGGAAGUUGGAACUUGAACUUAUUUACAAAGUUCAGGUCCAAUGUUAUGAGGAUGCCAAACUGAUGAAGAUAUUCCCAGAAAUUAUUAGAUCCCUUUAUGAUCAAGAUGUAUUGGCUGAGGAUACAAUUCUUCUUUGGUUUCGCAAAGGUUCAAACCCAAAGGGAAGGCAAACUUUUGUGAAAUCUCUUGAGCCAUUUGUUAAAUGGCUUGAAGAAGCUGAAGAAGAAGAAUAAACCAGUGAGCUAGCCGCUGGAAGCUGUAGAAGACUUGUAUUAUUAGAGAGGAGUAUUGCAGUAUUACAUGGAUCUUUAUUUGAAAUUGUAUUUACAGUCGAACAUGAUCGCCUAUGUCAAUUUAAGUAUUUCUAAUUUUUAGUGACAUGUUUGUUUACAUAUUUUAACUUAGAUAUUCAUUUAAUAAACUCGCUGUUUGGAUUAUUAUUAGUGCGACAGUUCAUUCCCUUA
This is a messenger RNA of Dendrobium catenatum, 1293 nucleotides long. RefSeq names its product basic leucine zipper and W2 domain-containing protein 2. Gene Ontology annotation, cellular component: membrane; cytoplasm. Gene Ontology annotation, molecular function: protein binding. The coding region runs from base 208 to 1062 and encodes 284 amino acids. The record is from RefSeq and is a predicted model, not a curated record. NCBI's taxonomy places the organism in Eukaryota, Viridiplantae, Streptophyta, Magnoliopsida, Asparagales, Orchidaceae. The transcript has 4 exons.